Molecule: messenger RNA, 11035 nt
Organism: Pseudoliparis swirei
Lineage: Eukaryota; Metazoa; Chordata; Actinopteri; Perciformes; Liparidae
Product: serine/threonine-protein kinase WNK2-like
Biological process (GO): negative regulation of sodium ion transport; positive regulation of sodium ion transmembrane transporter activity; monoatomic ion homeostasis
Cellular component (GO): cytosol; cytoplasm
Molecular function (GO): ATP binding; protein serine/threonine kinase activity; chloride channel inhibitor activity
Source: RefSeq, a predicted model, not a curated record
AAAGAAACCCCGAAACAAGAGGGGCAACUGACGAGACGAUGACGAGAACAAUCCGUCUGCGAUACAUUUGAUUUCUUCUUUUUUACCGAGCGGGAGGCAGAGAAAGUGGGAAAGUGGGGAAAUUCCCGCGUCUCAAAGUGGUCUUUAAACUACACACGGCGGAGCCUCGGCAUCGGUAGCUGCUGUAUCUGCCCGUGAAGAGAGAGCGACGGCGAGGGAGGAAAGGAAGCGAGGGAGAAGGAUGCGAGGGCUCUAAAGGAGAUAAAUACAACAUAUUCGACAUGAUUUCCGCGUCGAUAUCGAAGUAUGUGUUCCCUUAGCAAAUACUGAUUUGACAACGAUUUUGUUUGCGGUCGUUUUGGGGUAUCUUUUGGACGUGGAAACGGGGGACACUCAGCAGAUAGGGCGUUUUUAAAGUCCACCUUUUUGUGUGUGUGUGUGUGUGUGUGUGUGUGGCCGUUGGACCAACGGCGAACGUCGCGCGAGGUGUCUUCCCCCCCGCGCGCGCGCCCGUCCGUUGUCGGGCAGAGCUGACCAGCUCCUGAUAAUCGGAUGAAAUCUCGUCCGCCACCCAUCCCACCGUCGUUAGGGGCCUCUGCCGGCAAACUGCGUCACCGAGCGGACGCCACAGGUAUUCGUCUCUAAAUCUGCACAGUCGAGAGGGGGGGGGGGGGGGGAUGGCCCGAAUGACCUGGAAGCCGAAGUGACUGCACUUUAAAAAAACGCCAUCGCGCCAUGGAGCCGGAGGCCAACUCUGAGGCCCACCCAGAACACAAUUACCCCUCGGUACCCAACUCUCAGUGUGAUCUCCCCACGGACAUGCAGGAGGAGGCCUCGGGUAACGGGAGCCUCCGCCCCGUGGACUCGGGGGUGAGAGGCGGCGGCGGCGGCGACCCCAGUGACCCCUCCUGCAGCUAUCAGAGGAAUGUGCACCAGAGGUUCAUCAGGAGAAGCCUGUGGUUCUCGGAGGUCGACGAGCAGGCCUUCGAAGCGCCCGAGUGCGAGAGCAGGAGUAAGGCCCUGAACAUCAACCUGCGGACGAUCGUGGACAGGACGCGGCGGACCAGCUGCGGGGUACAGGAAGGCUCCAGCACCGAAAGCCAAGGCGGGCAAAAGGACGGCGCGACGGAGAGCGUCAGCGCGACGGAGAGCGUCAGCGCCGACGAGGACAAGGAUAAAAGCGGAGAGGCCUUGACCCUCGCGUGCAACGGCGGCGGCGGGAAAGCCGCCGUCAAGAUGGCCAGCGAGGAGAACGAGGAGGAGGCGGGAAUGAAAGCCGUCUCCACGUCCCCGGGGGGGAGGUUCCUCAAGUUUGACAUCGAGCUGGGCAGAGGGUCCUUCAAGACGGUCUACAAGGGCCUGGACACCGAGACCUGGGUGGAAGUCGCCUGGUGUGAGCUGCAGGAUCGCAAGUUGUCGAAGGUGGAGCGCCAGCGCUUCAAGGAGGAGGCGGAGAUGUUGAAGGGCCUUCAGCAUCCCAACAUCGUCCGUUUCUAUGACUUUUGGGAGUCGCCCCUGAAAGGGAAGAAGUGCAUCGUGUUGGUGACGGAGCUCAUGACGUCAGGAACGCUAAAGACCUAUCUGAAGCGCUUCAAGGUAAUGAAGCCAAAGGUGCUGAGGAGCUGGUGCAGGCAGAUCCUGAAAGGCCUUCACUUCCUGCACACCCGGACCCCUCCCAUCAUCCACAGGGACCUCAAAUGCGACAACAUCUUUAUCACCGGACCCACCGGCUCGGUCAAAAUAGGGGAUUUAGGACUGGCAACGCUCAAGGCGGCCUCCUUUGCGAAGAGCGUCAUAGGCACCCCAGAGUUCAUGGCUCCGGAGAUGUACGAAGAACACUACGACGAGGCCGUGGACGUCUACGCCUUCGGCAUGUGUAUGCUGGAAAUGGCCACAUCGGAAUACCCCUACUCCGAGUGUCAGAAUGCUGCUCAGAUUUACCGCAAAGUCACGAGUGGAGUGAAGCCAGCCAGCUACAACAAGGUCGUGGAUCCGGAAAUCAAGGAGAUUAUCGGAGAGUGUAUCUGCCAAAAGAAAGAGGAGCGGUACACCAUCAAGGAACUGUUGAACCACGCUUUCUUUGCCGAGGACACGGGCGUGAGGGUGGAGCUGGCCGAGGAGGACGACGGGAAAAAGGACUCGAUGGCCCUGAAACUUUGGGUGGAGGACCACAAGAAGCUCAAAGGGAAGUACAAGGAGAGCGGAGCCAUCGAGUUCCUGUUCGACCUGGAAAAGGAGGUCCCUGAGGUGGUGGCACAGGAAAUGGUGGAGUCUGGCUUCUUCCACGAGAGCGAUGCGAAGACUGUGGGAAAGUCGAUCAGGGACCGCGUGGCGCUGAUCAAGUGGAGGAGGGGGAGAACGGUGUCGGCCGCGGUUCCGGUGGAUCAAGGGGAAGGCGACGGCGGCCACCGGGUCCAGGUGACGCCGUCUCAGGGCAUCGCUGCCGGGGCUGCACAUGAACCGGAGGAGUCCGAGGCAGACCAGCACAACAGGCUGCGUCACCUUCCAGCCAGCGCCACCUCGGUGACGUCAGACGGCACGCUCGACAGUGGCAUGGGCUCCACUGUUUACUCCGACUCCCACAGCAGCCAGCAGAGUGUCCUCUACCAGUCCCUGCUGGAGCCUAUUACUAUGGCAACACAGCAGUGCCAGAGCAGCAGCCCCUUUCUAACCGGCCGACCUCACUCCUGUGAAAAGAGCAACGUGUCGGAGGCCGCGCUGGGCCCGGAGCUCCGGACCCGCUUCGGAGCUGCAAGCCGAAGAGGAAGCGCCCCGGUUAUUGACACUCGCAGUGCGAACCACAUCGCUCAACUCCACGCGCUCAUUCAGUCGCUGGGAUCCAUCAGGCCCGCGGCACCGGACAGCCGGCCGGACCUCGACCCCACGGAGCUUCACUCGGAGGGCGGCUUCCCCUUCCGGAGCAGUCUGCCGGCACUGCAGGGCGUCCCCGUCUCCCCGCCCUCCGACUGCCGCCGCUGUAGCGACGCCGCCGUCGGCCCUCCGUUCGCCGCCGCCGAGAUCUCGCCGCCGCCCGUGCCAAGUGGACGAAGACACUCUGACCUCAGCAGCCUUCUGAGUCGCACCGCGCAUCACAGUCGCCAUUUUGGCACGUAUGGCGGCCAGGUGUGCCACGCUUGCCUCUCUUUGCUUCUCCUGCGGGCGCGGGAAGGGAGCCACCGGCGUCCUCUUGUCGCCGCGCCGACUCGCCACUCUCCUCGGGACUUGAGGACGAACCCUUCUUCCGCCGGAGCGACGGCCACGCCUGGCUACGGACGGCUGAAAGGUUUGAGCGAUUGCUCUGAUUUCUCCCUGCUGCAGCGGUCCCUGUUCAAUAUAAUCGGCCGCAAAGCGCCCCCCCCCGGGCCCGCCCAGGCCCCCCUGCUGCCGGCCUCCGCUGCCCACAGGCCCGCACGCAGUGACGGAGACGCCGGCCUGAAGAGCCACCUGCCGCGUGGAGGUCUGGUUGAGGACCGAGAACCCGAGGACAGACUCUGUGCCAGAGAGCGGCAGGUUCCCAGAGCCGUGGGAGGGGCCGGUUCGGCGGGUCACCACGCUCAGCCGCCGGUCCACGGCCUGCCGUCUUCCAGCACGCCGGCGCCCGCGCCCCUGCAGUACCUCCAGCCCGGACAGAGUUACCCCCCCGCUCCAUACUUUGGCCAACACGGCGCCGCAGCACCGACUCCAGCCAGUCCGUGCUCCGUCAACAUCCAGCAUGCAGUCGGCGCCGCUAGCUACACGCCGCCAGGUGGGCAAGUCGCAGCAGCAUCAGCGGUGCAGCAGCAUGUCGCACAGAGCUACCAGGCACCGGGCCACCAGCAGCAGGCGACAGCGGCGGGCUCUUCGACUUUUCCUUUGAACGCGCAACAACCGUGUCAGAACUGCGUGGCCCCGACUCAGCAACAGGCUCACGCCGCAUCGGGGUAUCAGCAGCCCGCGGCGUCCGCCCCGCCAGCACAGCGGCCAGCACAAGGCCACCCCCUCGCGUCCGUCGCCCCGACGGUUGCAGCCGUGGCCCAGUGUCACCCGACACAAGCUCCCGGUGCACUGCAACACGUCAACCCGCCGAGUCAGCCGCCUGGCCCGAGCUCCUCCGCACCAGCACUUUACAGCCAACCGAUUCAACAAGAGCACCAACUGAAUACUCUGACUAACGUGCAGCCGGCGCCGCACGCUGGGCCGGCUUACGUUCGGCCUCGGCUCCAGCACAACCGGGAAGCUCUGCACACCGUGCACCAGCAAAUGGCACAACAGCCCGCCCGCCUGUCUCAAAGUCAGCAGGAGUUACACGCCCGGACGCUACAGCAGAGCCGGGAUGUGUCCCAGUCCACAGGCCGACCGCUUCAGACCCCGGCUUCUCAACUUCAUCGGACCGGACAGGUUGAAGCCGCGCACCAGAGUUCCCCUGCGGUCGGUCUACCUGACGCGGCCGCGCAGAGCUACGCACAUGCUGCUGCGGUCCAGAGCCAGUACCUGUCUCCUGGUGCUCCACAGACCUACGGAGCACAACGGGUGAGUGUUGACGACCACGCGGCAGUGUGUUGUGUUGUAGCAAGGCGGCAUACACGGCGUUCAUGUCGGGUCGCCCUCCGCUGACCCCGCCCUGUUUCCAUUUCCCAUCAGUUUCAACCCUAUCUUUGCAUCGCUGCUAUCCUGAACCAGAAUAUUCCUGCUGGCCAUAGCAUUUCACAGCUUGGACAAGAUGGACUGGGCCACGGGCAGAAUGUCAGCCAGUCGGCUUCAAGUGCGCCGGCCCAGGUACUGCCGGGUCCACAGUCGACGGCUCAGGGACUGGGCCACGGGCCCCUCCAACCUCUGCAGAUUCCAAACUCGCUACCCCCAACACACCCAUCCCAGUUUCCUUCCCAGUAUCCCACCAUCCAGGUGAUGACCGCUGUGACCGACUGUGACUCCUCGUACCCCCACUCCUGCAAUGCCUCCUCUUCUCUCAAUCACAUCUUCCUCUCUCCCGGACAGAGUGUCACCCCCUCUGUUUCCCCCCUUUCUCCUCUGCACAUUGAGAACGCCUCGGCGUCCCUCAUGCCUCCCCCCUCCCCCGCGCUGAGCAAGGCGGGACCCGCAUCCCUGCAGCACCAGCACACCGCUGUUCUGCAGCAGAGUGUUAGACCCGACGCUUCUCGUUCGCAACCUGCACUUAUACCGGCACCAGCCGCCCACCCCUUACACACACACACUGCCCCGUGCCAGAGCACACACCCUCCCACAAAUGGCGGCACUCAGCCUCUGAUACAGCAGGCGCAGGUCGGCCACCCCGAGCUCGUCCCGUCCGCUCAGCUCGGCCGGCCCGCGGUCUUCUCCUCGCCGUUGCAGAACGGGUCCGACGUGGGCCCGGUCGCCGCCGCUGGCCAGCUGGACAACAAGAACCCGUGCCGGCCGGUUCAGAGCCAGAUUCCUGUACUGCAGCACUCUGACUCUCAGAAAGCAUUAUCUGGGUCUGCUAGUUUCAAUCUGACUCGGCAGAAACAGCUCGGUGGUCACGGCGGAGCUCCGGGUCCAACGGAGACCAACGCGGAGGAUCAAGCAGCAGAGAAACACACUGGAGGACAGAGCUAUGACAGCAUCAACUCCGACGCCACCUCGGGGAAGGAGAUGAGCGACGGUUGCGACGGGACCCACGGAGGCAAAGUCCGCAAGCACCACCGCCGGUCCACGCGCACCCGUUCUCGGCAAGAGAAGAUCAGCAGGCCCAAGCUCAACAUGCUCAACGUGUGCAACACUGGCGACAAGAUGGUGGAGUGCCAGUUGGAAACUCAUAACCACAAGAUGGUCACUUUCAAGUUUGACCUGGAUGGCGACGCACCGGAAGAGAUUGCGACAUACAUGGUGGAGAACGACUUCAUUCUGCCGCUGGAAAGAGAAGUGUUCAUCGAGCAGCUCAAGGACAUCGUGGACAAGGCCGAGGACAUGCUGAGCGAGGACGCCGAGGGCGAGAGGAACUCCGACCACGGAGACAGUCCCAAACAGAGCGACGGCGCCAGCGCUCUAGGAACCGAGGCUUCUGCACCCAGCACACCGCAGCUGGUGUACCAGCAGAACGUCCUCCACACUGGCAAGCGCUGGUUCAUCAUCUGCCCCGUGGCCGAGACGCCGAUAUUGGACAAAGAGCAGACGCCAUCUCACACCUCUGCCGCGCAGGAAUCUGAAAAGGCUGCCUCCUCAUCAGUCCGGCCCAACAGCAACACGACAGCAGCGGCGACCCCAGUCGCAUCCGUGUCCUCCGGAAGCCCCCCCUCCUCCUCCUCCUCCUCUUUGCCCCCUGCAGCGCAGGCCUCCGUUCAGCCUCAAGACCAGAACGUUGACGGGACCCGGGUCCAGCAGCCUCAGCCCUGUGUGAAUAAACUCACCCUCGCCGCCGCCGCCAGCCAUCUCAACUUCCUUCCGGUGGAAGAGCCUUGCGUCUCCGCCGUCUCCAUGGUAACGGACAUUCCAUGCUGCGCCAUCACGCCGCCCGUCUCUCUGGACGUGAGCGCUUUCGAUAACGGAGGAGGAGCUUCCCAAACGAAUCCGCCCAAUCAGAAGGCCAGUCCCUCUGGAGAAGUGCCCCCCCAGCUGGCCUCCCAUCAGUCCGUGGUCCUGCAGCAGCCCUACGCCACGCCCAUGCAGCCCGGCACGGUCACCUCUCAGCCCCAGAGUCCGGCGCACCAGGCCCCGCAGAACGCCCAGCCGUCGGGCCACCAGCAGCCGGCGGGCGGCGGGCCGGGCGAGUCGGACAGCGAGGGGCCGCGCAGGGUGGAGUUCGCGGACCGCACCAUCAAGACGUUGGACGAGAAGCUGAGGAACCUGUUGUAUCAGGAGCACGCGCCCUCCCAGCCCUGCAGCGCCGCGUCCGACCCCCAGGUCGCCGGUGCAGAGGGAGUCGGCUCAGACGGCCAGAGCUCCGAGGGAGCCCAGACCAAGAAGAAAGGAGAGCUGCUGCCUCAGAUUCCUGAGCACACGGACGGCGUGGGUGCACUAAGUGACUCUGCGGUGGCAGCCACUAACAGGGUUUCCAACCGGAGAGACGUGGCCACCAGCUCCGGUUCAUCCGGCUCCAAAAGCCUUUUUCAAAUCAUCCCCACGCCACCUGACGUCAUUUGCCGUUUAGAGAAAGGCAAGAAGAGUGGCAGCGCCUGCAGUUCUCCGGCGCCCUCUAGUGGUUCUGCGGGCUCGUACAGCCAGUCCCAGGGCCCGGAUGGGGAAGACGAGGACUGCGCGUCCGUGGACAAAUCCUCCGUGGCGCCCGCAGCCGAUCCCACGGGAACGUCCAAACCGAACGGCGGUAACCGCUGCUCCUCCCCGCCGAACGUCUACCGGGCCACGCCGACGACCAGCCCCGAUGUCACGCCGCGCCACAUCCCCCGGGCCCAGACGACGGGCGCCCUGACCCAUCGCGACUACUCCGCCCCGCCGUCCGAGCACGGCGGCGGCGACCUCAUGAAGAGGGCCGUGGCCUUCCUGCGGCGCUCGGGUCGCGGCAAAAGCGAGCAGAGCUGCGACUCGCCGAGCCGACAGCCCGCGGCGAUGAACGGCCACGCCCCCGCGCCGCCCGCCGGACACGCCCAGCCGUCGUACAUCAGCAGUGACAACGACUCUGAGUUUGAGGAUGCGGAUAUGAGGAAAGAGCUGCAGAAGCUGAGAGAAAAACACAUGAAGGAGAUCUCCGAGCUGCAGGCGUUCCAGAGGAACGAGAUCGAGCAUCUGUACACGGGGCUGGGCAAAGCGCUGCCCCCCAACGUCGGCCUGCUGCACGCGGUGCCCCCUAGUGGCCACAGGCGGCGGGCCAGCAAGCACAAGCUGAAGGCCGGGAAACUGCUCAAUCCAAUGGUGCAGCAGCUCAAAAACAAUCUAAACACCUCCGCGGAGAGGAAAGGUGAGAGCGCCGCCAGCUCGUCCAGCUCCCCGGCUAAGAGCUCGGUCCUGUCGGACGGCUCCUCUCAGUCCAGCGGCGGCUCCAGCUGCAGCAAUCGGCCCGGCGGAGGGCCGCAUGCGGAGCAGGUCCACACGCAGCAGCCCUGUUCCCUGAAGGGCUCGUUCUCCUCCGACAACAUCUACGGCGGGCUGCACGGGGACGCCACGGCCGCCAACCAAGCCGGCCCCGGCCAAGGCUGGACGGUUUACCACCAAACGUCAGAGAGAGUCACCUAUAAGUCUAGUAGCAAACCACGCACUAGAUUCCUCAGUGGACCUGUGUCUCUGUCCAUCUGGUCCACUCUGAAACGACUAUGUCUAGGCAAAGAGCGCAGUAGUAGGUCGGCUUUCCACCCCGCCGCGGCUCACACGGCCUCCGGUCACACGCCGCCGCCGCCGCCCGCCGCGACCACGACGCCCUCGCCGUCUCCCCGGCCAAUCGCGCGGCUCGCUCAGGUCCAGACCAACAACAGCAACAACAAGAGGGGCACGUUCACCGACGACCUCCACAAGCUGGUGGACGACUGGACGAAGGAGACCGUGGCGGCGGCGGCCGCGGCGGCGCCCGGUCGGCCACGCCCCUCCCUCAACCAGAUCAAAGAGCGCCGCCGCCAGCAGGACCUGGAGGCCGGGGCGCCGCCCACACGCGAGAUGAAAUGCCGCCUCGGCCCCCGCAAGUUCCAGCUGCCCACUUCCUGCCCGCUGCCCGCCGCUUUAGGCCUCGGCGUCGCUCCCAACGCCUCCGCCGCCGGGCGCCGCAAACAAUGACGCCCUGCGCCGCAGUGGCGAACGCGGGGCUCCACGCCUACCCUCUGGGCCCCCGUCCGAAAACCUCUCGGACUACCUGAUGCGCUCACUGACAUCUGUUGGUCAUCGUACAACUUCACCCCCCCCCCCCCCCCCCCACCCCACCACCACCAGAGCCACACGUGUACAUCAUCUGAUCUUGUGAAUUACAUGACGCGGGUGUUGAUAUUCUUUAUUCAACACUUCUAUCAGGUGUGUGUGUGUGUGUGUGUGUGUGUGUGUCCGUGUGUGUGUGUGUGUGUGUCCUAUACAGUGCGUGUUAAGUAUGUAUGUCUGAACACCUAAUGCUUUCUUUGGGCUUCUGGUUCUGACUCAACUCGGCCACACGAGACACUUUUGUCUGCAGCCUCGGAAGAAGAAAAAAAAAUUUCACUUUAUUUCCGCAGUUUAGAUUUUUGUUGCCUUUCUCACUUUUAAACACUACAUCGGGGUCCGGGUGCCCGUGGUGUGAGAUACGGGACAGUAUUUACGAUGAAGACACAUUAAGGAAUGUAGUGCCUUGAACAUUGAUUUCUCGAUUAUUAUUUUUCUCCUGUGAAACGAAGCAUGCGUGCAUCCAAGUUAUUUUACUCGACGGUAGCUUGAGUGCAGACUCUCCUUUUUCUUUUCUUUUUAUGCAUUACGGAAACGUUUGUUUUUGGUUUACAUAUGAAUGCCCUUGUAGAACUGCACUAUUAACACUAUGCUCUUAUUUAAAAUAAUAAAAUCACGUUUUAACCCUUGUUUACCCCCCCCACCCCCCACACACACACCCUGUGACAGAUGGAAUGCCAUAGCGGUGAGAUGAACGAUGAGCCGUUGCCUUGCAGAAACGAAACGGUUCAUGAGAGGAAAGAAAAAAUAAAAGUUUAAAGAAAAGUUACGCCAGCAGCCAACCCCCCCCCCCCCACACACACACACACACACACACACACUCCCUGUUCAGGUCAAAUGGUUCAGUCGGACGCGGCCUCUUUUUUUUGUUGAAAGGGACAACUUGAUGCGCCAGACGGCGUCGCGGCCCGAGUCCAGAGCCGCUCGCCGUUUCCUCCCACAGCAGACGCCUCUGGUAGCGCUCUGACCGGAAUGUAGCAAUUUAUGAUGUGAAGGCUCUGAGGCUCAAAAGUGCAAUUUUUGUUGUUGUUGAAACCCCUCCACAAAGCUUUGAUCGUGGCCUCGCCACAAGCCUUAUUAUCUCCGACGGGGGAGCAAGCCGAAAUAUACAAAAAGUUGGAACAAAGUUACGGCUCACCGAGAGACGGACAGACGCGUGAACGCGGCCGCUACGCGCUCUCUCGACUCCGCCGUCCCGUCACACUGUACGUGAAACGUGUUGCGCAAUCACCACUCGAGUCUGAUGCUUUUAAAAUUACUUGAUGUUUUAAGUUUUUUUUCUCUUUUUCUCCUUUCUUUUAUUUUAACGCUGCUAUCGUCUGAGGUGAUUCCACUGUACAAGUUGAGCUUUAUAUAUUCACACGAAGAAAAAAACCCGGUACUUUAAUAAAAAAUUUAAUUAACGAGCGAGACGCUCGCAAAGUGAUUUUGCGUUGUCGCGUUUACGUUUAUUUCCCAGGUUUAUUGACAGCCUUUUUUAAUUCUUUUUUUUUCUUUUCAUUAAUGUAUUGCAAAAUUCAAACACUUGAUAAGGGGGAUUUGCACAAUAUAGUCUCCCCUUAAUUCUGAUCUAUGUUUAAGAGAUUCCUACACUGUAUAAAGUGGGUUUCGUCUGUCACUGACAAAGCAUGGCCGGCUGCUCAUGUUCCACACGGCAAAGAUAAACAACACGGCUCCGGUGGGUCGAUGUUCCACAACACGUGUCAAAGGUCACAGCAUCCCAAUUCUGCCAAGCUGUGAAUUGUACAGUUUUAUUGUAUUAUAUAUUUGUACUUUUUUUUGUUUUGGGAUUGUUUAGAGGUGAUUGAUGGUGGUGGUGGUUGUUUUGGUGUUUGCUAUUCCAUCAAUUCGGUUCGAAUUGGCCUUUUAGCAGAGCUUUAGUGAAACACUUCCAGAAUAGUAAGUAAGAGAUUUCUGUUCUCCGUCCCUUCUAUCUGGUUUUUGUUCCACCGCCUCCUGCUGCCAAUUCUCGGUGAGCAGAGGAAGGAAGAACUGUCGUUGGCUAUUCAUUUGGAUGCAGCGAUGCAGAUGGAGGAGGAUAACGAAGAGGAGGAGGAGCUCGUCUCACUUCGCUUCGAUUGUCAAAGGCUUGUAUUCAAACUGUGUGGGAUCGCUUCUGCCUGCUGUGUGUGUGUGCGUGUGCGUGUGUGUGCAUUAUCCCACCCGGCCCUGCUGCACUCGAAUCACAGACUGUAUGUUCAGAGAGAAAUAAAUAUUAUUUUGUGCUUGA